UGCAGAUGGACAAUAUCAUCGAUUUGGAUAUAGUAGAGGAGCCUUCACUUUGUUUCAGUUCCCUUAAUACAUCAUGUUUGAAGACUGAUUAUCCUCUGGAAGUUCGGGUUUUGCUCUACAUCCUCUUUAGCACUUCUUCUCUUAUUACUGUGAUCGGAAACCUGCUUGUGAUCAUAACUGUUGUACAUUUCAGACAAUUACGCACAUCAACUAAUUACCUCAUUCUCUCUCUGGCUGUUGCUGACCUGCUUGUAGGAGGAAUAGUAAUGCCAGCCAGCAUGAUACGCUCUGUGGAAACUUGCUGGUAUUUAGGAAGCACCUUUUGUAAAAUACACAGCAGUUUGGAUGUUACCGUGUGCACUGCGUCCAUUUUAAACCUGUGUAUUAUUUCAUUAGAUCGAUAUUACGCUGUAUGUCAUCCGCUUCUGUAUCACAGUAAAAUGACUCCGACUACCAUUAGAUUCAUGAUCAUAGUGUGUUGGGGCAUUUCUGCAGUAAUUGGGUUCGGGAUGAUAUUUCUGGAACUCAAUAUUCUUGGAAAUGAAGAGUUUUAUUACAAUAACUUCCUUUGUGAGGGAGCAUGUAUGGUUUUUCAAACUAAAGCAGCAGCCACAGUGUUUCCUAUGUUUUGCUUUUACAUCCCUGCGGUAAUCAUGAUUUGUGUGUAUGUAAAAAUCCUCCGCACUGCACAAAGACAAGCUCGUGCAAUUCAAUCCACAACUGCACAGACAAAGACAGCCGAGGAAAAAGCCGGUAUGAGCAAGUCAGAAAGGAAGGCCACAAAAACAUUAGCCAUAAUUGUGGGAGUUUUUCUGACCUCCUGGGUGCCGUUUUUUAUCUGCAACUGCAUCGAUCCAUUUGCAGGAUAUUCAGUUCCUCCGAUUGUGUUUGAUGUUUUCCUUUGGGUCGGGUAUUUUAAUUCAACAUUUAAUCCAAUAGUGUAUGCCUUUUUCUACAGCUGGUUCAGACAUGCUUUCAGAGUCAUUUUGUCUGGGGGAAUAUUUCAGGCUAAUUCCUCACACACUCGAUUGUUUUGAUUGCUUAUUCCAAACUGAAACUGAACAUGCUCGGUUAAAAUUCCAUCAAGAUUUCUUUUAGGUGAAAUAAGUGUGUUUAAAAAUGAGUGGUGUUUGUAAACCUGAAUCCCAGAGGUGAUUUUAUUCACUGUUCCAUUCCCUUCCUCCUGUAUUUUCACCAUCACCUGUAUACACAUAUGCAAAGGGCUACUGGAGCUGCAUUUCUGUCAGUGUUGUUGCAUUGCU
Messenger RNA from Ictalurus furcatus (blue catfish), 1262 nucleotides. Its product is annotated as trace amine-associated receptor 1-like. Gene Ontology annotation, biological process: adenylate cyclase-activating adrenergic receptor signaling pathway. The transcript has a single exon. NCBI's taxonomy places the organism in Eukaryota, Metazoa, Chordata, Actinopteri, Siluriformes, Ictaluridae. The record is from RefSeq and is a predicted model, not a curated record. Gene Ontology annotation, molecular function: trace-amine receptor activity. Bases 6 to 1037 code for a protein of 343 amino acids. Gene Ontology annotation, cellular component: membrane.